AUGGACAAAUAUCUGCGGACCUGGAGACAAGACGCCUUGAACAAGGGCCAACAUGACGCGGCCAUCUAUAUUGGAGACAAGGUCCUCGCUUUGACAAACAGUGAUGCCGAUGCAUUUUGGCUGGCCCAGGUGCAUUUUGGAAACAACAACUUUACCCGUGCGCUGGCUCUCCUUUCUCGAAAAGACCUCAUCCAUCGAAGUCUGUCAUGUCGGUACCUCGCCGCUCAUUGCUACAUCAAACAGGGCAGAUAUGAGCAAGCCCUGGUCAUUCUCGGCGAGGAAAACCCCACCCAUCUAAUCACGACUUCCCACAACGCACGGAGGAAGUUGGCGCACGUCAAUGGCCAUUACCAGAAGAGCAGCAUCACCCAGAGGGGCGGGAGGGCGCAAAGAGAUCGGAUUGAGCUGAGUGAAGAGCGUGAACGGGAUCGCGAAUCGGAGAAAGAACUCAAGUUUCAGGCUGGCAUGUGCUAUUUGCGAGGGCUCUGCUUUGCCAAACGGAACGCCUUUGAUCGCGCAAGAGACUGUUACCGAGAUGCGGUGCGGAUCGAUGUGCAGUGUUUCGAAGCCUUCGACCAACUGAUGAAGAAUUCGCUGAUGUCUCCGGCCGAGGAGUUGGCCUUCUUGGACGAGCUAGACUUUGACUCGAUUCGAGUAGAAGACCAGUCCCUGGCACAGGAGGCUGCGCACUUCACAAAGCUACUCUACACCACCCGCUUGUCCAAAUACUCUUCACCGGCAACCCUGGCCAAUGCCACCGAAACCCUGUCCACUCACUACAACCUCGCCUCCAAUGCCGACUUGCUCCUGACCAGAGCCGAGACGCUCUUUACCCAAUGUCGCUUUCACGAAGCGCUUGCCAUAACCACGAGCAUCCUGAAUUCCCAGGACAACUCCAACGGCUCGACAGACGCCUCUUCCAGCAACACCAAUGCCUCUCUUGGCCACACCCCGCGGCUCUAUCCCCUCCAUCUCGCCGUCCUUUAUGAGACAGGCGCACAUAACACUCUAUUUCAUCUCUCGCAUACCUUGUCCACUCACGCGCCCCAUGAAGCCUACACUUAUCUCGCGAUAGGUACAUACUACUUGUCCACCUUUCGAAUCGCCGAAGCCCGUCGGUUCUUCUCCAAGGCGUCAUUGAUGGACUCUCAUUCAGCCGCCGCUUGGAUCGGAUUUGCCCACACUUUCGCUGCCGAGGGGGAACACGAUCAAGCAAUCGCAGCGUAUUCUACUGCUGCAAGGUUGUUUCAGGGCAGUCAUUUGCCUCAGCUUUUCCUGGGCAUGCAACAUCUCGCCCUGAACAACAUGCAGCUUGCUUGGGAGUACACCCUCGCAGCGUUUGAGAAAAGCAGUGGUGGACUGAAUGGCGGAACCGAGAAAGAGCUGGGAGAUACGAUAUUCAACAACAGUGGCGAUCUUGGUGGCGACCCUCUGGUGCUCAACGAGAUCGGCGUCAUUCUGUACCACCAGUCCAAUCUACCAGCCGCGGCAAAAUUAUUUCACCGCUCGCUUGAACUGGCUUCAGAGUUGGGGUUCAAUAUGACUGCUUGGGUGGCAACACGGGCGAACUUGGCCCACGCCCUGCGUCGACUGGGAAGAUUUGAGGAAGCGUUGGCCGAGUUUGACGAAUGUUUACGCACCGCCACCGGAGGUGCUGCUCCGGCCUCGGCUUUCGAGCCAGGCCACGGAACGUCAGCCUUUGCAAAUUUGAGUAUCAAUGGUUUAAGUACAGGUCUCACCCCUAGCGGUGCAGCCAGUGGCUACGAAGAGCGCAACCUCCUCGGAAGCAUUCAUACCAGUCGAGGAUUGGUCCUUCUCAGCAUGGUUGGACGCACAAGGGAUGCUGUCAUGGCUCUUCACGAAGCUGUCCACGUUCUCGGCGGGGAUGCGGGCGGUGGAGGUGUCGCAGGCUCGCUGCUCAGUCGUGCAAUGGAAUUCUGGGCUCUGGAGGAAGAGCAGGAGUCUGAUGAAAACGAAAAUCCUGUUUCACACGAUCCGCCCGCCGGGAAAUCGGGGAUCCGGUCUAGACGCCGAGGGAAAGACAUCAAGACCUCUGCAGAGUCCACAAAGCACCUGAGCAGUGGGCACAAGGCCGAACAACGUAUGGAUGGAGACGCGGACGAAAUUCUGAAUGCAGCUUUCCGUGCUGUCGGACAAUAA
Molecule: messenger RNA, 2160 nt
Organism: Capronia epimyces CBS 606.96
Lineage: Eukaryota; Fungi; Ascomycota; Eurotiomycetes; Chaetothyriales; Herpotrichiellaceae
Product: anaphase-promoting complex subunit 6
Exons: 2
Coding region: 1-2160 (719 amino acids)
Biological process (GO): cell division
Molecular function (GO): protein binding
Source: RefSeq, a predicted model, not a curated record